AUGUGGUAUGCAUUGGAUUACGUGAACGCAUGGCUACUUGUCAAUGUCGAGAUGAUGAGGACAGAAAUGAGUGCACCAUACGGGCAUGCUAAACAAUCAAAAGAAGCUACAAAUCCACUAUCCACAUCCCAGAACUGGUCCCAUAACGACGAGGGUUCAAACCAUGCGAAGGCAGCUGCAUGUCGCAACAAUCGUAAUUACGGUGCUUGCCGUGCCGACACAUUCCGCCGUAGCGACGCGUUGUGA
Molecule: messenger RNA, 246 nt
Organism: Necator americanus (New World hookworm)
Lineage: Eukaryota; Metazoa; Nematoda; Chromadorea; Rhabditida; Ancylostomatidae
Exons: 1
Coding region: 1-246 (81 amino acids)
Source: RefSeq, a predicted model, not a curated record